AGACGAUCACACAUGAAAGGCGACGGUCCAGCCAGUCACAAUUUGAUUGACCCCAGAAAAUCAGUUGCGGAUCGGACACUCUCUCCACAGAAUCAACGUGAAAGGAAGUUUUCAUUUGGGAGUCAAGUGAUCAUGGGCACGUGUGGGAUAAAUGCGCAUGGAGAUCGUGGUAUUAUCGUGGGAAAGUUCAAAUAUCGACCAUCCUUGAUUUAUCCAGGCAAUGCAAUUUAUGGAAAUGAUUUUAUAUUUGGGGAUAAAUUG
Acaulospora morrowiae is the source of this 261-nucleotide messenger RNA. NCBI's taxonomy places the organism in Eukaryota, Fungi, Glomeromycota, Glomeromycetes, Diversisporales, Acaulosporaceae. The record is from the annotation of a GenBank genome assembly.